This is a messenger RNA of Aspergillus fischeri NRRL 181, 378 nucleotides long. RefSeq lists its product as uncharacterized. The coding region runs from base 1 to 378 and encodes 125 amino acids. The transcript has 2 exons. The record is from RefSeq and is a predicted model, not a curated record. Lineage: Eukaryota; Fungi; Ascomycota; Eurotiomycetes; Eurotiales; Aspergillaceae.
AUGUGCUACAAGUCCAACUAUGAGCCUUAUACCAGUCAGAGCCUUGACAUCAAAAGGGCAGAAGACCUCUCCUCAGAAGAGCUCCUCAACCCAUUGGGUUCGCUCUAUCCUCACGUCGUCGCCCUCCAACUCCAAUCCGACGAUACCCCAUGGAUCCGAGCCAAAAACUCUCCUGGCUAUCGAGAUCCCAAUUCCUGGAUAGACGUAUACUCCACAGAGGAUUAUUCCAAACCCUCGGCGCGCAGAAACAGUGGUGAGUUAUCUAUCACAUUUGAUCUAUCGUUGCGGAAGACUAAGACUAAGGCUAACAUGACUCAGACUCCACAGCCUACCGAUUCGUCUCGCGAAUCCGCCGAUUUCUCGCCCGAGAUGAGAUGA